GUUCGCCGAAUAGCAGCAGGCGGUUUACCGUUUCGAGAAGACGCGCUCGCGGCAAGGCUAACUCCUUAAAGGCUUGCUAAGUUAUAGGUUUUUAUUUCAUUAUUUUUUUUAAAGGCAUACAUUAAGACGCAGUUCCACUCAUUUAGCGCGACAAGAUUGAAAUGUUACAGUUUAGGUGUUCACCUGUUCUGAAGGAGUUGUUUCACGUGAACCUCAAGCGUCCGUUAGUUCGCAGCGCGAGACAUAAAACGUUCAGUGGCGAUGGCCGAGUCUUCUCUAAAAUAAACCCUGUAUUCGCCGCGGGCUCUGUCUCACACACUUCAACAUGGAGGAGAAGACUUUGUACAAAGGCUGAAGGAGCCAUAGAGGCCAGUGAACCGGUGAAGAACGAUGGAACGGUCCAGGAAACCGCCACGGACAAGAGAAGGAAGGCAGGGAUCCUGCCGAGUCUGGAGGAUCUGCUCUUCUACACCAUUGCUGAUGGUCAGGAGAAGAUCCCAGCUCACAAGUUUAUAACGGCGCUGAAGGCCACAGGUCUGAGAACAGGAGACCCCCGGCUGAAGGAGUGUAUGGACAUGCUGAAGGUGACCCUGAAGUCCACGUCAGACGGAGUGAUGCUGGACCGCCAUCUCUUUAAGAAAUGUGUCCAGAGUAACAUCGUGCUCCUGACCCAAGCUUUCCGGAAGAAGUUUGUCAUCCCUGAUUUCAUGGCCUUCACCUCCCACAUAGACGAGCUUUAUGAGACUGCUAGAAACCUGUCUGGAGGUCAGGUGGCUGACUACAUUCCUCAACUGGCCAAGUUCAGCCCUGACCUGUGGGGCGUGGCUGUAUGCACAGUGGACGGACAGAGACACACUGUGGGUGACACCAAGGUGCCAUUCUGUCUGCAGUCAUGUGUGAAGCCACUGAAGUACGCCAUCGCGGUGCAUGACCACAGCACGGAGUACGUGCACCGCUUCAUCGGCAAAGAGCCCAGCGGCUUACGCUUCAACAAACUCUUUCUGAAUGAGGAUGAUAAACCGCACAACCCGAUGGUGAACGCCGGGGCGAUCGUGUGCACCUCUCUGAUAAAGCAAAAGGCAAGCAACGCGGAGAAAUUUGACUAUGUGAUGAACUUCCUCAAAAAGAUGGCGGGCAACGAGUAUGUGGGGUUCAGCAACGCCACAUUCCAGUCGGAGCGCGAGUCAGGCGAUAGGAAUUUCGCCAUCGGCUAUUACCUGAAGGAGAAGAAGUGUUUUCCUGAAGGUACAGAUAUGAUCUCCAUCCUGGACUUCUACUUCCAGCUAUGCUCCAUAGAGGUGAACUGCGAGAGCGCCAGUGUCAUGGCCGCCACCCUAGCCAAUGGCGGCUUCUGUCCAAUCACAGGCGAGCGUGUGCUGAGCCCCGAGGCCGUGAGGAACACGCUGAGCCUCAUGCAUUCUUGCGGCAUGUACGACUUCUCCGGACAGUUCGCUUUCCACGUGGGUUUGCCAGCUAAGUCAGGCGUGGCAGGUGGCAUCCUCCUGGUGGUUCCUAAUGUGAUGGGCAUCAUGUGCUGGUCUCCUCCACUAGACAAACUGGGCAACAGUGUUCGAGGCAUCCAGUUCUGCACAGAUCUGGUGUCUCUGUGCAACUUCCACAACUAUGACAACCUGCGGCACUUUGCGAAGAAGCUUGACCCGCGGCGUGAGGGCGGUGAGCAGCGGGUGAGUGCGCUCUUUCGUUUGCCUGCUCACCUAUCCCUGCCUGCAUGCCCCAUCAACGCGCUACACAGCGUCCUGUACGACAGCACACCUUUGGGCCGAUGGAUUACGAGAGUCUUCAGCAAGAGUUGGCUCUUAAAGAGUCCAUGUGGAAAAAAGUCUCACCCACGGAGUCCAACGAAGACACUUCCACCACCGUGAUCUAUCGGAUGGAUGAAGUCGGAGAGCACAGCCUGGAGUAAAGGGCUGGACAGAGGGACCAUUAUUUGUUUAUUUCACUCUGUUAUUUGAUUUGAUUUGAUGGUGUCUUGGCUUGGCACAUUGCAGCUUUUGGUGUUUUUGUUUGUUUGUUUGUUUGUUUGUUUGUUUAUUUGUUUUUUCCCUCUGCCUCCGAGAGCAGACGCUGAUGCGUUGCAGAGUCUCUGAUUUUUCUUUUCCGUUUCUGAAUGUUGAUUUUGACGAAACCAAAGAGUCUGAACUCAGGCAGGAGGUGAAGGAGGGAAAGUGUGUUAUCACGAGCUCAGGUUGUCACUCAGGGAGACGAGUCACGAGGCAGAGGUGGAACUGUCCUGAGCGGCUCGACUGCUAAUCUGAUCGCUGAUCUCUGAUUCGUAGCACGCACGUCGUGAGCUUUACCCACACACACUCUCACACACACUCCUCGCAGUGUGUGUAUUGACCAGGGAGGUUUCUCCUUGCUCUGUAAUCAUCUCAGCCUUAAUUGCUUUUAUCUAAAAUCCAACACGUUUUUAGCUCCGCCUAUUCAAUCAUCUAACAGUGAUUUUCAUUCAAAUUCAUCAGGAGCUUCACACAUCUCUGUCACAUAUGAGGGAUCCACGAAACUUUCACAUCUAUGAUCUCAUGGUUACACCACCACCUCGUAGUGAAGUAAGCUGAAGACUGUCCUUUCUGUAGUUUAUCGUGUUUCUGAUGUAAAGGCUGCGAUGUGACCCCACCCUCUACUCUAGAAGGGGGUGGAGCCUAGGUUCAGUGCAGGAAAAAAAUGUAAAGCAAAGAAAUGAACCAGGCUGUGUUCACAAGGCAAGGGAUUGGUCAGGAAACUCAUUUCUGGUGUGUUGUAGGUGUUUUUGUGGGCAGAGCUAAUUGAAGAGUUUCAGUGUAUAGAAAACAUACAGAAAAAUGACUCUGUGUCUCUCCUAAACAUGAGUAUAUACUCAUAUAUUUAUACACACACACGUAAGACAAAUUGCAGUUGUUACACAGUGUGUGUUUGUUACGCUGUACCUCCACUGGACGUCAGAGAGAAAACAGAAAAUUGUGAGAAUAUAUUGUUGAAAUGUCCAGUUUUACACUCGCAGCUGAAAUACUGAGUUAAAGUUCAGUAAAUCUGUUACUUUGUCUUUUAUGUUCAUUAUCUAAUGAUCUAAAAACACUUUUUUUUAUAACGCUAUUUUAGAAAAAUAAUCUUAAAGUUCAAUAUUAUAUAAUAAUAUAAUGUAAUAUAAUACAUAUGGCAGCUUGUCAUGUUACUGAGGAACUCCUCUGUCAUGAAGAUAUCAGAAAAAUCUGAUACCAGUGACACUGGAGACUCGAACUGGUUCAAUAACAUAAUGGAGCAGAUGAAAUUAAAACAAGGCCGAGUUUGGGUUCUGAUGAAGCAGAAUGAAGAGAGUACGGAUCAGUGUGGUGAUGUUUCACUGAGAAUGAGAAGAAAGAAAAAUAUGAUCCAGGGAUACUUUGAUACUGAUAAACAUACUCACCAAAAAGACAGCAAAGUGGAUAUGUUUCAGGAUUAUUGACUGCAGUCAAAGUGAAGCAGAGCACACUGCACACCUACACAUAAAACAUCUUCAGCUAGGAGUUCAACACUAACGAAUUUAAUUGUCUUCGGUCAGAGCUAAUGUGAAAAUACAAACACUUUCCCAGUAUCUUUUACUUCGACAAUCGGGCUUGGGAAUCAGUAAUCGGACGACAAGGGAUUCGGACGCAGUUGUAACUACUACCCUAUUCCUUCCACGCUAACAAAUAUUACUAGCAAAAGAUCAAGCUGAGCUGUGUGUGUGCAUUUAAAGCUGUCUAAACACAAACAGCUACAUCAUACAACAUCUCUGGUAGUGAGUGCUGAUUUCACGUAAAAAAAAAUGGAGUACUCAUGCUCUGUCUUAAAAAGAUCAUCACUAGAAUGAUCACUAGCAGAUCAAGUCUAGAGUAAACGCUUUCCUGCUGGCUCAUGAAGACGCGUGUUACUGAUUGUUUCCAGCGUUAGAGACGCGAUCGGUCAGCGCUCGACUCCCGGCUCACGGUCCGACUCGCACCUCUGUCUGAAACGUCUGCCCUUGACUCAGAUCCGGAUUUUUGCACAUACACAUACCUGAGCUGAGGCCUUAGAUCUGCUGCUGCUUUGCUGCUCUGGAGCAUGUGUUCAUGUCCUGCACCGCUGCUUCUCUGUUCCAUCCCACCUUCAGGUGUUCACGUCACACCUCGACACGCUGGACGAGUCGAACGCCAGUGUAGCUUUUAAUGUCCCCAGCAGCCUCAGUGCUGCAGUUUGAACACAAAAAUCCUGAUCGAGCCUCCAUUGAGGCAGCAGUAAUGAACCAAACAGCAGCCACAAGGAGAGCCAUUUAAGUGUUACUUCAUUUUUUGUCUGUGUGUGUGUGUGUGUGUUUUCAUGAGAAUGUAUAAAUUUAUUUUGAGUAUGUUGUUAACACACUUCACUGCUUUUUGUCAUUAUUUACUGUGUGUAUCUGUGUAAACUGAACUGGAGUGUGUGUGUGUGUGUGUGUGUUCUGUUUUUAAUGGGAACAGGAUACACUGAUUACUUGCACAGGGGAGCGUGAUCCCUUCUCUAUGUUACUAACUGCUGCUUGUCUGUCGGCACGCAAUAGAAAUAUUUAUAUAUUUAUAUAAAUAUAAACCUGCUUUUUCUCAGAGUUCUUACUCCAGUGUGUGACGGGUGCUCUGUCUAGCAGUGUUGCUUUCUCUCUGGCUGUUCACUCGCGUGUGCUGGCUGUUCAUUUUGUAUUCUUUUCUUUGAAUAAACGUGUGUAAACCCAUCUCA
Messenger RNA from Hemibagrus wyckioides, 4704 nucleotides. RefSeq names its product glutaminase b (gene glsb). Gene Ontology annotation, molecular function: protein binding; glutaminase activity. The transcript is spliced from 15 exons. The record is from RefSeq and is a predicted model, not a curated record. Gene Ontology annotation, biological process: L-glutamine catabolic process. Bases 162 to 1883 code for a protein of 573 amino acids. Lineage: Eukaryota; Metazoa; Chordata; Actinopteri; Siluriformes; Bagridae.